Molecule: messenger RNA, 6312 nt
Organism: Ylistrum balloti
Lineage: Eukaryota; Metazoa; Mollusca; Bivalvia; Pectinida; Pectinidae
Product: ras-responsive element-binding protein 1-like
Exons: 18
Coding region: 1-5811 (1936 amino acids)
Biological process (GO): regulation of transcription by RNA polymerase II
Cellular component (GO): nucleus
Molecular function (GO): RNA polymerase II cis-regulatory region sequence-specific DNA binding; DNA-binding transcription activator activity, RNA polymerase II-specific
Source: RefSeq, a predicted model, not a curated record
AUGUCCAGGAGAAAACAGGCCAACCCUAGGCCUCUGAAAGCUUUGGAUGAUAAUGUUGAGGCAGAACGUGAUGAGAGCUUGUCCAAUAUUUCCUACAAAAUGGUGGCUAUUACAGACCACAUACAGCUCAACGGGGAAAUGCCACAGGACUCGGACCCCGAUGACUUUGAUGAAUAUGGUCCCUUAGUUGUCGAUACCUCGAGGCAGCCAUUGGAUGACGAUGAUGAGAAAGAUAACAUACACCAGCCAAGCUCAGUAAGUGGUCUCCAUCUCUCAGAAAUACAGGCUCCUGGUCUAGGACCUCACCUGGACGCCUCCUCAGUCGUCGAGACUGUAACGGGUCAGGAAGACGCACCCUCUAGUCAGCCUAUAACAGAUCUCCAUCGUCAGUCAAUAGGAAACCAUCUUCCCCUUGUCAACGACGAUUCAAAUCUUUCAGCAUCUAGAACUCCGUCCGUCACCUCUUCGGAUCAACUUAGCCCGGGAGGUUUUAGUUCUAGUAUUUCCUCCUCGAAGACACAUCGACGCGGUAUCAGAAACCACUGUUUAAGUAGCGAGAAGGAUUUAACCCUGAAGGAAGAUGAUCAAACUGAAAACAAGAUUCUACCUGUAGCCAGCGAGACUGGAGAGAGCCGAUACGUCUGUCCUAUCUGUAACCAGACGCUGUCCUCAUCCCACGAAUUAACUGUCCACAUCCGAACCCACAACACUCACACGGGUUCAGCCUCACAGGCCAACUCAUGCACAAUCUGUGGAAAAAGUCUUAGUUCCCAGAGCUCACUAGACAGACACAUGUUGGUGCAUUCCGGUGAACGACCUUUUAGGUGCAAAUAUUGUAACAUGUCAUUUACAACGAAUGGAAACAUGCAUCGACACAUGCGUAUCCAUACCAAAGAAACUGAAAUGAACGCUGGUGGUGUCAAAGUUCAGAGAAAACGUGCACAGUCUUGGAAGCCCAAACUGAAUAGUUUCAUCCAGAUAGAACCAACCUCAUCAUCUAAACAUGUUGGCGGUUUAACAGGGUCACCACGGUUACUCGGAAAUGAUCUCAUCCAGGGGUCACCUCAGCUCGCAAAAGAACUCACAUCCGACUCUAACACAAGGUUUCAGUAUUCUAAAACCUCCACCCCAAAGACACCUGUCACUCCUGGUGCCAAAAGGUCGUUUAAUUUCAUCAAUGUCUCACCAGGAGAUUGGUCAGUGCCAUCGCUCAAACGAAACAAAAUGAUGGAAGAGGGAGUGAAAACAGAAAAAGAAACGGCUAAAUCAAUUCAUCAAGCUCUUCUAACAAAUGUUUCACCUUCUGAAGAAAAACCUGAGGAUAUGGAGGUAUUUAAUGGCGAUGAUAAGGAUGUUGAACAGCUCCACUGUCCAGUUUGUAACAAGGCUUUCAUCUGUAAGUACGGUUUGGAGAACCAUAUCCGUGAGAACCACCCAAACUUCUCUCUCAAGUGCAACCUGUGUCACAUCACUUUCCACACACUCCGCAGCCUCAGUCUGCACAAGACCCUGGUACAUGCGAAGGCACAGCAGACAGAUAAGGAAGAUGACGAGAGCAAGGAGGACGUGAAAGUGGCCACCACAGCUGUCAUAGGAUUUUAUGAUCUCAGCUUUGUUGACUUCUCCAUCAAAAAGUUUUCUUUGAUCGCAAAGUCAUGGUGCGAGCAGAAUGCCAGGAAGUCCAGCAGUGUGUAUCACCAUUUUGUCUGUAAGGAAUGUUCUAAAGCAUUUCCUUGUAAAGGUGCUUUAAAACUGCAUCUCAACACCCACAGUCGUGCCAAGACAUCGCAAUGUCCACUUUGUGAGUGUGACUAUAUGACAACUAAAGAACUCCACAUGCAUAUGAUCAAGCAUAUGUCUGAUAAAGCAUUUGCUGACGCUCAGAAACCAGUGCAAUCCAAUCGUCGUAAACCAGUAAAGGACUUGAAAGCCGAGGAAGUUGGCAAACACGAUUUCUUGGCUUCUUUUGGACUCACUGCUAAUGUGGAGUCUUUAGAUGGUACAGAGAAGGAGCAAAGACUGACUGCAUCCAGUGACAAAUUCAAAGUUCUCGAACGAAAAGAAAAUAAUGAAUAUUUUGCAAAACUUGGACAAAUAUUCUCGCCAACUGUCUCACCAAUUCAUCCCUCCAAGAAAGCCGAGUCUGCUGACAAUGACAACGACUUUGCAAACAUUUCCAAGAUUUUGCAGACGUCUGCCACAGGAGGUCUUCUUGCUGGCCUUCCAGCACAUGUUGCUGGUCUGGAACAGCUUGGUCUACUCAAUUCUUCUCAACUAGCAGCUUUUAUGCCGUCACUUUUAAAUUCCUACAAUCAUCCGUCUUUCCCCCCAACAAUGGCCGCCAUGAUGAAUGCCAGUCACAUGAUGAAUCUAGCCAAUCAAGGGGCCGCUAGUCCACUUUCCACACCGCCACCUCCCAGUGAAGGUAAUAGCAGUGCUGGUAGUGCAGCUUCACCUGGCAACGAUUCGAAGAUCACUUUCCCCUGCAAAUACUGUGACUUGGUCUUCCCGAAUUACAGAGCACUCAAAAGUCACACUCGUACCCAUCUAGGCCUUUCUCCGUACAAAUGUAAUCUGUGUAGCUACUCCAGUGCUGACAAGAGCACCCUUAUUCGCCACCUUCGCACACACAAUGGCGAGCGUCCUUUCCAGUGCCGUGUUUGUGACUUUGCUUUCACCACUAAGGCUAACUGUGAACGCCAUGUCAGGAAGAAGCACGGUAAAAUAGUGAAGGAAGACAUAGAGAUGGCAAUUGGCUACAACAAAUAUGUUUCUGAGCGUUCUGCUAUGGACUCUUUCCAUUCCCCAGACACCGUCUGUAAGUACUGUGGUGUUGACUUCAAGUUCUUCCGUGCACUGAAACACCACCUAAGAUCUCACAGCAGCUGUCGUCAGAAGCCAUUCCAGUGUACUCGCUGUGAUGUCGGCUUCUCCACAAAAGCCAAUUGUAUCCGCCACAUCCAGAAACAACACACUGAAAUCUCACAGAACCACAUCGAACAGUACAUCCUGAUUCAUGAGCCUCUCCCCGGAGAAGGAAGUGACCGUUCAGAUGGCGCUCUUUCUGAUGACAACACAAGUCAAGAAUCACCAUCUAACCCACCAGCCGCUCACUCUAACUCUCGACUGAUCAUGACCCCCAACAGCAGCCGUGCACAGUCUCCCAUGGUUAUAAAGUCAGAACCAAUCGACCAUGAAAUAGAGGAUAUUCCACUUGAUUUCAGCGUCAAAUCCUCGUCUGCUAACUCGACUCCUAGUAUCAUACCACGAGGAACUCCAAACAAGAAGGUAUCCAAGUCAGAGGAACUGCCCAUGGACCUGUCAAUCAAGAGAAAGAUUGACAGCCCAGUGCCAAUGAUAUCGCCCAAUAACAAACAGAAGGUUACUUAUGAUAAUACCCUUCACCAGUGCCAGUUUUGUCCAAUGGGUUUCUCCAGCCAGCGUGUCCUUGACCGCCACAUCUGGCAACUCCACCCACAGAUCGCUGAAGUUAUGGGUAAACACUACUUCACUCCAAUCCUUUCAUCACCGGCUGACAAGUCUGUGACCUCGGGAAAUCUUCGCCUCCCUCUGAAGCUUCCUAUUGGAGAUACAACUGCAGACUCAAGAUCGCAGACCCCAAAGUCGACAAACUCAGAACCCAGAAAGUCAAAUAUCUUGGAUCGAAUCAAACGUGAAGCUUGUUCUCCAUCUGGAAGUUCCCAAGGUACCGACACCAACUGUGACCUGGCCUCCGUGAAAAAGAUCAUUGACACCACUAAUGCCAACCAUUUCCAGCUGUACCUACAAGAGAAUAUUGGAGAUUCUGACUCCCAGGAUCGCAGCGAAGCUGCUGAUGGAGAGUACGAGGAUCUCGACAUGCCGGAAAUUUCCGACACCGAUAGAGAUGAAUCUGCCCUGGUCAUUGCUGAAGAUCCCCCAGUAUUGAGCCCACGCUCAAAAGCUGACACCAACUCAGACACGAGGAGCAACAACGGGGAUGAUGAUAUGCCUGAUCUUAAUAAACUGCUGAGUAGUGAACUACGACAACAGAUCCAGGCUGCACAACAAGCCGAACGAGAAUACAUUCCUAACCAUCAGGUGGAGAAAAUAAAGGGAGAUAACAUCAAGAAGAAGCGCAACUCCUACGCUGAUUCUCCCCAUAAACUACAGUGUCCAUACUGCACACGAACCUUCCCCUGGGUUAGCUCCCUUACAAGACAUCUCCUUACCCACACAGGUCAGAAACCAUUCAAAUGCCCAAAGUGUCCAGUGACGUUUUCAACAAAAUCAAAUAGAGAGCGCCAUCUUAUCCGUAAGCACGGCGUGAACAUGAUGGAUCCGAUGUCGCGUCAAACCAUGGACAGGCCAUACAAGUGUCAUCUGUGUGUUUUUAGCUCAUUUUCCACGCAAGGAAACUUGCUGAAGCACUACAAGGAACGCCACAACGGCUGCAGUUUGCCGGAUUCUCUGGUUGACCUGGACAAGGCGGUCACGACAGGACUGGCCACAACCCUGAGUGGUGAGGAAAGGUCACUCGCUAGAGAUAAAGCCCUGGGUAUCACCAGAGAUGAUGUCCUUGAGAACAGCUCUUAUGCAGCUGAAGAGCAGCUCAACCAAUCGAUGGAGAAUGAGCGCCCAGAUGAUAGAUUUAUGUCGAUGAACAUGGACACAACUUGUAAAUCUGACAACGAGGAAGAUGAUGACUUGGAUAAUGCUGUUAUGCCUACUAUGGAGGAUAUUAACAACUCCAUCAACAGCAGUCUUAACAACUCCUCAAAACACGCUGGCUCGGCUGAGCGACAGAUCAACCCAGAACGUGAUAAUUACAAUGUUGACAAGAUCACCGACUGCUGGAACUGUGGCGAGAAAUUUGUAUCUCGAAAGUUGUUGGUACGACAUCUGAAGGAACACAACAUCGAUCUGCCUUUCAAGUGCUAUUUGUGUGAUGCUUCAUAUGAUGUCCGUUUGGAUUGCCUUGUACACCAAGAGAAAUUCCAUGCCACUGACUGGGUGAUCCUGAAGGACAAAAACAAGGUCGAUGACAUCGACUCGUUUUCCCGUCACAUGGACAAGGUAGUGGAAAACAACUGUAACAAAGUCGACCAAGGUGUCAUCCUGGAGAUACCGGGCCAGAGCGCCGAUGACCCCAAGAUGGAGGUCGUGUCAGCUGACUAUAUGCAGCGAAAAGUCUACUGCUCUCUUUGUCCGAAACGCUUUUGGUCCCUACAGGAUCUUAGGCGCCACAUGCGGUCCCAUACAGGAGAGCGACCAUUCGAGUGCGACAUCUGUCAGAAACGAUUUACACUGAAGCACAGUAUGAUGAGGCACCGUAAGAAACACAUGGAGUCUGGUUCUCUCAGCCCGAGUGAUGACGAGGACACCAACCCUUCUGCUGAUGAUUUGUCUUCUCUAAAGAUCAAGGGACCACGUUUGCUGCCAAAGCCAAGUCCAAACAUGGUUGUCAAACAAACGUCAAUUCCCAUCCAGCUAUCGCAGCCUCGUCCCAUCAGGCCGAUAGCCAACAUGGCUGCCAUUCCCAUCAUUGCUGCGAUGCCGACCAUGGCUGCCAUGCCGACUAUUCAUCUUAGUAACAGUUACAACCCUGUCAGUGUCAAUGGCGACCAGGCCACGGAACAAAAAGACAAGGUCAAUGUCAGCAGCAAGGGGACAACUUUGACCACAUCUGUCACCUUGGGAUCAACUCUGGGGUCACUCGGAGAGGGCAAGGACAACGACAUGUUACACAGUCUGUUAGGGGUGGAGAUGGGAUCUAUUGAUAGCAUGCUGGACUCAGCAGACAGUGCUGCCAGGCUCCUUGGAGUUAAUUAGACAAGCAUGCAGGACUCUUUGAUACUUUGGAUAGUGCCACAAGGCUAUGUGGAUCUGAUAAAAUUACCAAACUAGACUCUGCAGACAGUACUGGGAGGGUUGCAGGAGCACCUCAAAGUGAUUCAAAGAUGAUAUUUUCCAUCUGCUUGAAUAUACUAAUAUCAAAACAAGACAUGGUCAAGACCACUUUGCAAGGACCCUUUGUGUGGAGUCAGAACUCAGAUUCACUGACAUCCGAGUCAACAUGAAAAUCAAAAUUAACCAGAAAAGGUUGUGAAAGGAACUGGUAGAAAACAGCCAGAGAUGCAAAACUGCUCGAUAUCAUAAUUGUAGGAACUGUUGGGACUGCUGAAGUGGUGUCAAAAUUACUAGACAUUCUGUAGAAAUCACUGAUCUUUUGAAUGGAUAAAUUUCACCCCAUUUUGUGUGAUGUGUUCAGUUUAGAUGGCAAAACAACAAGAAAAAGUUCUAGGUCAUAUAUAGUGGUCAAUAAAAUGGACA